GGAGAGAAAAAAAUGUUCGAAGAGCAGUCUGGAUUAUCGCUGUGAUGAAGUAAGCUUCAAGAUGUUAAAAUUGAUCUUUUUGCUUCUCAUGCGAAUAAAGAGUAUUGCUGGAAUGACCCACUCCCUGAAGUAUUUCUACACGGCAUCGACUGAAAUCCAAAACUUCCCUGAGUUUGUGGUUGUUUAUUUGGUUAAUGAUGUUCAGAUAGUUAAAUAUGACAGCAUCACCCGGAAAACGGAGCCCACACAGGACUGGAUGAAGAAGAUCUUUGAUCAGCACUACUGGAUCGAAGAGAGCAUUACAAAUUUACGGUCCCAGUACGCCUACAAAGUCAACAUUGAAAUAGCAAAGCAGCGCUUCAACCAAACUGACGGUGUCCAUGUUUACCAAAGGAUGUACGGCUGUGAGUGGAAUAAUGAGACUGGAGACGUUACUGGUUAUCACCAAUAUGGCUAUGAUGGCGAAGACUGGAUAAUAUUUGACAUGAAGGAAAACAGAUGGAUCGCUGCAAAACAACAGGGUCUCAUUACUACAAACAGAUGGAACAAUGACAGAGCUGAUCUGGAGGACCACAAGUACUACUUCAACCAGAUUUGUCCUGCAUGGCUGAAGAAGUAUGUCGACUAUAGGAGGAGCUCUCUGAUGAGAACAGCAGAUCUUCCAUCAGUCUCCUUCCUCCAGAAGUCUUCCUCGUCUCCAGUCAGCUGCCAUGCUACAGGUUUCUACCCCAACAGAGCAGAGAUGUUCUGGAGGAAAGAUGGAGAGGAGGUUCAUGAUGGUGUGGACAAAGGAGAGAUCCUCCCUAACAAUGAUGGGACCUUCCAGAUGAGCGUUGACAUCGAUCUGUCAUAUGUUGCAAAAAGAGACUGGAACAAGUAUGAAUGUGUGUUUCAGCUCUCUGGAAUCAAUAAAGAUAUUGUCCAUAGACUAAAGAAACCAGGAAUCCGGAGCAAUGAAUGUAAGUAAUUGAGUUAACAGCCACAUGUGUUCAUAGGUAAAUAUCUACUGAUGUCAAAGUUCUGUCUGCUUGGCUUGUUGUUUAAGAUUUAUAUUCAGUUUAAGGGCUUGGAUCUGAAAUAAUUCUUCUUUUGGGAUUGUUAUGUUAGCCUGUUCCAAAGUU
This is a messenger RNA of Fundulus heteroclitus (mummichog), 1121 nucleotides long. Its product is annotated as major histocompatibility complex class I-related gene protein. NCBI's taxonomy places the organism in Eukaryota, Metazoa, Chordata, Actinopteri, Cyprinodontiformes, Fundulidae. Gene Ontology annotation, cellular component: external side of plasma membrane. The transcript has 4 exons. Gene Ontology annotation, biological process: immune response. The coding region runs from base 62 to 967 and encodes 301 amino acids. The record is from RefSeq and is a predicted model, not a curated record.